Arabidopsis arenosa is the source of this 1724-nucleotide messenger RNA. Lineage: Eukaryota; Viridiplantae; Streptophyta; Magnoliopsida; Brassicales; Brassicaceae. The record is from the annotation of a GenBank genome assembly.
GAUCAUCCACGAUGUAACCUUUUCAUGGGUCCUAGAACCGCGAAUCGUAGCAAUAUGGGCAACACGUCGAGAGGAAUCUCUUAGAUGAAGUAAACGCCGUUAGACUUCGAGAUUCCCCGUUAUUAACUCCGUUAAUGAGACAUGGAGCGAAAAACUCUAGCGAUUACGCCUCCUUCCUUCUUCUUCCACUUUGGAGGAGCAUCAUUUGGUUCAUCAAAGGCGUUUCAUUGUCUUCUCCUUCUCUCAUGUAUAUUGCUUUCAUCAGUUAAUACAUUGCAUAACUUAGCUGAAUAUGGCUACAACACUGGUUCUGCUGCUAAGGAGUUUCUGGGCUUUAUUAAUGGUGAAGAUUCUGAGAGUGUAACAAUCCAAAAGACAGACCAGAAUGUUUAUCCCAAUUCAGAGUUGUUUUGUUUCCUUUCAGCUUUAGGAUCAAAGAAUCGGUAUGAUCCAUUUGUAUCCUUUUCUGGGUUGUCUUGUCCUGAAGAAUCACGGAGUAGCUCUGUUCUGAUCAGAAAAAAUCUAUCUGGUGUUGUGUGGCUAUCUCUUAAGCAUGUCCACAUCAUAGAGUUUCAGUCAUUUACUGGAUUCUUUCACAUAGGAGACACUUGUUACGAGCCUAUGUCGAAAGAGUUCUAUACUAAGAAGAUCACAAGGGAGUUAAGUAUUACCGUUUCGGGAAAACAGUGUGGAAGAAAUUGUUUUAUGAUGAACCAUCAGUGUGAAGAAUUUUCAUUAGAACCAAGGUAUUCCAUCAAGUUUCUCUAUUUCUACCAGACUGAACUCUCUUGGGCAUAUGGAGUUGUCAUUUUUGCAGUACCUAUGAAGGCGACCGCACCUGUUUUGAUGCUUAAUCUCUGCAAAAAACCGGUCUUUUGGGUGCGAACAAAGAAAUUCUCAAUUGCGGUUCUUAUUGCUGCUGCUCUACUCAUUUUGAUAUUUUGCUUCAAUAAUCACUUCAUUGAGGAGAACAAUAAGGGAAAUAAUCGCAACCACAUGAAGUUGAGAGAAGUGGAGAAACCUUCUUCGAUCACAAUCUCCCCUGCAAUGAAUUAUGUGCUAAGAUCCAUAAGCAAAAAAAGCCUCCAAGUGUUCGAUGAGGUUCCCAAGAGCAUAAAGCCAAUUACUUCUUCUGUUUCGUCUUCCCAUGAAGAAUCAUCAGAAGAUGUUAAUCUCACUGUAAAGACUGCGAUAGACAAGAAGAGACGCCGUAACAGGAAAAAGAACAAAGGAGGAAUCAACAGAUUAACACCCGAGUGCACAAAUGUUUCAAGCAGUCACAUCGGAAACUCAACUCCUAGGUCUCCAAUAUCACCAGAGCCACCUACUACUACUCAAGCCACAACGAAGCCCGUAAACCCUCCUAAACCGGUCCUAUCGCACUCAACAACAUUUCCUGUUUUAGGGGUUAAGUCAAAGAUUAUACAGCAAAGCUCACUAGCUCCAAAUGUGAGAGCUCCUAGUGCAAAAUCAAGAACCGGGGUGAAAGAAGAUAAAGCGAAAGAGUAUAUGUACUAUGAUAUUUGGGGAUAUCAGUUGACGGGGCUUCAUUUGAUGGAUAAGUUCAAGGAAGUGAGAGAAGGUAAAAGCUCAAGCUUUGAUGGAGAGGAGUGUGAGAGUUUCUUUGUUAAGGGUCCUCAUAACUUGUUUGCAGACUCUCAUACCAAGUUUGUAAGUUUCUGCAACCAAUGGGACUGAUAAAAAAAUAAAGAACAAAAACAAAA